AUGGAAUUCACCAGCAAUACCGACGAUUACGAGUGCACCGCCAAGUGUAACCAUGGAAACGCGAUCACCGCCGCACUUACCAAGCGCUCCGUGCCGGAUAAGCAGUUGGCGGCGUUCGUUGCGAAAACGUGCCGCAACUUUGCAAACGUUAUCGAUGAGUACGGGCGAUCCGCGCUCCAAAUGGCGGCAUCGGUUGAUCGGGACGUGCUCGUCGAGUGGCUCAUCAAUCAGGGUGCGAACAUCGCGCAGAAGGACACGGAAUCGGGCUACACGGCUCUUCACUGGGCGCUGUACUGCGGAAGCGUAGCGUCAGCCGUACGGCUGGUGAAGCACGGUGCGCCACUCGAUACGCCGAACUACAAUUUCGUGAACCCGUUGCAGCUCUGCAGUAGCGGCAAGCGAUUGCCGGUCUGCGACACCGAGGUCGUGGUGUGGGGAAAGAACAAGAACUACAACCUCGGCAUCGACUCCCUGCGGGACCGCGAGCGGCCCGGUUUCAUAGACUGCUUUCUGGAAGACAACAUUCGGAUCAAACGGGUUGCGAUCAGUGCGUACCACAGUGUGUUUCUGCCGCCCGACUCGAAGGAGGUAUACGUGGUGGGGUACGGCGUCGGCGGACGGCUGGGCAUGGAGGGUGAAUACACGGUCACCCGGCCACAACGGUUGCCGGUCCCUGCAUCCCAGAACACGACGAUCCUGGACGUUAGUGCCGGUAAAUAUCACACCCUUCUGCUGCGCGACGAUAAUCGCAUUUUCGCCUGCGGAGAGAACAAACACUGCCAGCUGGGAAUCAGUCCACCACCGGAGAAGCAGCUCACCUUUCGGGACAUUAGCGAACGUUCGGUCCUAUACAAAAACACGAUCGCACGCGUCAUCGCCAAGGACUACCACUCGAUCGCGGUCGGCAUCCAUGAUGUGUACGUGUGGGGACUGAACGGUGGCCAGUUUGGGUUGGAAUGCGAGGCCCAAGGUGAAGUGUUUGUGCAGCCAAAAGCGUUGGUGCUUCCGGGGAAACGGGAUGCAACGGUCGUCCUGGUGGAGUCCAGCAAUGCUGCCAUCGCAGUGUGGACGUUUCCGCCGUGUCUGUACAUUCUGUCAGACUUUGACGUGAAAGUGUUCAAAAAUCCGCUAGAGGAGCAAAUCAAACAGCUCUCGGUGGCGGGUGGUGAUCUGCAGACCGCGCGCGAGGAUGUCACCCGCCUGACGGGCGAGGUGCGCGUGAUCGUGAUCACCGUUAGGCACCUCAUCUACAUCUGGUACGAAGAUCAGCAGCAGUUUGUGCGCUGUGUGUUCCCUAAGGCGAACCACCUGGAGGUGGAGAACAUGAUGUGGUGCGGGGACAGUGUGCUGGUACUGCUGCUGGGCCAUCUGUACCGUGGCACGCUGACGCACCAAGUGUUGCGCUCGGAACGGUCCCAUCACAGUGACUCGAUGAAGAUGUUCUUCCGACGGAGUGACGUAUGCGAAUCGUUGAAAACCCGCAUCGAGCUGCAACGCAUUCCAAAUCUGACCCAUGUGAGGGAUUUUGUGUGCCAUGAGGGGACCGAAAACUAUGCGGCACUGAUCGAACACUCGCGGCGGACGUUGGAGGUGCCAGAGUGGAAGCCGCGGUGCACCGGAUUCGAAUCACUGCUGGCCGCUGCGUCGCCGGACGAUGCCGUGCACGAUGUGGUGCUGUGCGUCGAGGGAAACCAGUUUGCCGCACACCGGUUCAUUGUGUACCACCGCUGGGAGUUUUUGCGACGGCUGUUGCAAGCGAGCCCCACGUGCCAGGAGUUCGAUCUGAUGCAGUGUGGCAUCGAUGGGCUAACCGUGGACGCAUUUAAGCUAGCCAUGCGCUACAUCUACACCAACCGGUACGUUGGGCGCGAGGACAUUUUACGGCAGCUCAGGAAACCGGGCGAAAAACCGGGCGAUCCGAAACCGGGAGCCAUCGCGGAGCUAUGCAACCAGCUACGUGGGGUCUUUGAACGCUUGGAGCUCAGUCGGUUGGCGGAAAUGCUUGAACGCAUUUACAGUCCAUCCAGCGGUUUGCUAGCGUAUGACCCACCGGAGGAGCCAUUCCCAGCGCUGCCCUUCGAUUCGUACCGAGAGCUGUACGACCUUACGAUCCUGCUACAGGGCGGUGAAACGCUACGGGUACACCGAUGUGUGCUGGUGGCCCGCCUGGAAUACUUCGCAGUGAUGUUCGCCCACAAUUGGGGCGAAAACCGCACGACUGUUGACCUGCACACGAUACCCCACAGCACGAUGAAGCUGAUCGUAACGUUUCUGUAUGACCACGAUCCGUAUCAGUUCGAGGCGAUGGCCGACAUGUCGCUGAAAUAUUUGCUCCCAACUUGUGAUCAGUUCUUUGUGGAAGACUUGAAGCGUUUGCUGGAGACACUCCUGGUCGACAAAGUGAACCUGUACAAUGUGACCUGUAACCUGGAGUUUGCCUGCCAAUUCAAUUGCGAGCUAUUGAAGGGCGCCUGCCUGCAAAUGAUUAGCACGAAUCUCGAUCGGCUGCUCGAGGGCCACCUGCUAGAGAGCCUCGCACCGAACUUGCUGGAGCAGAUCGGCACGUUCUACCGGAAGCACUACAAUUUGGACAGUUACCAAACGAUCACACCGUUCUCGGAUGCGAUCGACGACGAGGAUCUCGACCAGUUAGUACACGAGUUUGACGUCCAGCUAGAGGAAAAGCCAUUGGACGCGAGGGCGGAAAAAGGUCACGUGUCACGAUCGCAGCAGCAAAAGCUCAGCUUGGAGAAGGAAGCGAUACCUAACCUGCAGCCACCCUCGCUGGACCAGCA
This is a messenger RNA of Anopheles cruzii, 2795 nucleotides long. RefSeq names its product inhibitor of Bruton tyrosine kinase-like. Lineage: Eukaryota; Metazoa; Arthropoda; Insecta; Diptera; Culicidae. The transcript has 5 exons. Gene Ontology annotation, molecular function: protein binding. The annotation marks the transcript as partial. The record is from RefSeq and is a predicted model, not a curated record.